Molecule: messenger RNA, 321 nt
Organism: Castor canadensis (American beaver)
Lineage: Eukaryota; Metazoa; Chordata; Mammalia; Rodentia; Castoridae
Gene: Ccl17
Product: C-C motif chemokine ligand 17
Biological process (GO): immune response
Cellular component (GO): extracellular region
Molecular function (GO): chemokine activity
Source: RefSeq, a predicted model, not a curated record
UCCCAGGCUUUUGACACCAUGCAACCUCUGAGGACACUGCUCCUGGCCAUCCUGCUUCUGGGAGCUUCCCUGCAGCACAGCCAAGCUGCUCGAGCCCCCAAUACAGGCCGGGAGUGCUGCCGGGAGCUCUUCAAGGGGGCCAUUCCUGUAAGAAGGCUGGCAACAUGGUACAAGACCCCACCCGAGUGUUCCAGGAACGCCAUUGUGUUUGUGACCAUCCAGGGCAAGUUCAUCUGUUCAGAUCCCAAGGACAAGCAUGUUAAGAAAGCCAUGAAGUACUUAGAAACCCUCAAGAAGUCCCGUGCCACCCAGCAGUCUUGA